Messenger RNA from Salmo salar (Atlantic salmon), 2137 nucleotides. Its product is annotated as protein Njmu-R1. Lineage: Eukaryota; Metazoa; Chordata; Actinopteri; Salmoniformes; Salmonidae. Gene Ontology annotation, cellular component: trans-Golgi network. The record is from RefSeq and is a predicted model, not a curated record.
UAUUCACAUGUCUAGUAUUGUUAUUAUUUCUUAUGCAGUUCAACCUGCAUCCUAUAUAACAGAACGUCAUUUCUCGGUAUAUGUCAUUUGUUGAUACGUGCGAAGGAAUCAUGUUUACCUCGCAAACUUCCAUGCAAACGUCCUCCUUCCAAGAUUCAAUUGACGUGGAAGAAAAGGAUACGGAUUAUGAUAACGAAGAGAUGGGAUAUAAUCAGAAAAUACAGUUGAACUGUUACUAUACCAUUUAUCUCUACCAAGGCACCAGAUCUGAGGCAGCUGCAGAGGGCAACGUGGCAUGGAGCCAGAGAAGAACAGACUCCACAGCCAGUACCAGUCAGGAAGACUUUAGCCUCACCCUAGUGGACAGCAGCCUGCCGGUAGAGGCGGAGCCUGAGCUACGAUGCUACAUCUCCCGGAGGCUGAGCAAAGGAGCCCUGCUGGGGGGCAUGGGAAACAUUGCCGCCGUGGAGCUCAGUGUCCCAGAGGCGGCGGUGGGCUGUUACUGCUGUCUCCUGGAGCAGGAGAGAUCCCCAGAGCAGCCCGAUGCAGACGGCAAUGGCUAUGUGAUCUGCCUCAUGGGAGGCUCUGAGAAAGGCCUCAACCUGUUUAGACUUGAACUGGACAAGUACGUGCAAGGCCUGCAGAGCAGUCUACAGACUCCUGAGCUGGUGAACCUAGAGACUGAGAUCAGGCCGUACCUGAGCAUGUGGUACGAGGAGUCUGUGAUGCACAUCCUCAGAGUGGUGCAGAUGGUCCAGGGGAGCAUCAGCUUCCUGCUACAUGCUGCUCUGAGUCACAUACAUGUGGAGGUCACCAAUGCAGAUGACAGGACCAAGGCUGAUGUUGCUAGGUUCAUUAAGGCAGCCAGUCUGCAGGGCCUGGUCCAGGAGGACACUACCACAGCCUCUCUGUAUAAGGCCUCAGAGGCUCUUACUGACCUGGUCAUAGACUGCUCCACCAGCCCUCCUACACUCUCCAACACAGUUAGUAACCGUUUCUGUGAUGACUGGAUCCAGGCAUUCCUGAACGCAGCAGAGCGCUGUAACCCUUUCCUCCUCAGACAGAUCCUGGAGAACUUCAAACUCAAGGCCAUCCAGGACAUGAACAGUCUGAAGCGGUUCAUCCGCCAGGCUGAGUCGAGUCACUACGCUCUGUUCCGCUGCUGCCAGUUCCUGCAGGGCUGUGGGAAUGGGGACGUGCUGCUCCAGAACGCCCAUGCCGAGCACCGGGACCUUCCUGAGGCCUGCAGCAUCAUCUGCGUGCUGGACGAGUUCCUCAGCGAACAGAAGGCCCAGGGAUGAGAUAGGGAUGAGAGACACUGACACACCGCAGCCACCAGGUCGGCGAUAGUUAAACUCGAAUUGACAGUGACACCUCGAGGGCGGCGAUAGUUCAACACUAACCCACCCAGUCUCAACACCAUGGCCUGUAUUUAUAAAUUAUCCUAUUUAAGUCAGAACUCCUAUUCUGAGAUGUGGAUUUGUGAAUACAGGCCCAGACCUGUGUGAAAUAGGGGUGUGCUUGAUUUGAGUUGGCCACUUUUGUACCAGACUAACUAAAUCAAGCACAGCACAAGGAUUUGGAAGUAUUUGACCCAGGUCUCCUCACACUGGAACUCUUCCAUGCUAGAUGUCAGUGUGUAUCUGUUUUUGGCACUUUUCCUUUGCCGUUGGUGUUUAAUCAGUGGUCACUGUCUUCCAUUUGCGGUGUGAUUGAAUAGCAUUUACCCAGAAGAAACAGACCAAGUAUGUUGUAUCUGGAUCAGAAUUAACUCUAAAAACAAAAAUAUCCAAAGUCAUGUUAACACUAUUGUUUUCUUUGCUGGUAUUAAAACAUGCAGUACUAUAAACUAAUGGAAACACUAUAAGUAUGUUUAACACAUACCGUAAUUUCCGGACUAUUGAGCGCACCUGAAUAUAAGCCGCACCCACUGAAUUUAAAAAAUAUAUAUAUUUUGAACAUAAAUAAGCCGCACAUGUCUAUAAGCCGCAGGUGCCUACCGGUACAUUGAAACAAAUGAACUUUACACAGGCUUUAACGAAACACGGCUUGAAACAAAAAUAAAUAGGCUUUAACGAAACACGGCUUGUAACAAAAAAUUAAAAAUUAGCAGUAAACAGUAGCAGAACCAAGAAAG